AUGGAGCAGUCCAACUUCCAAUUCCCCUCCGAGUCGCGGCUCAUGCCCAUGUUCCUGCGAACUAAAUUCGGGGGCGCUGAGAGCCUCCUGCAUCUCCUGUGGCCGCAGUCCGUCUUUCCAGAGCAGGAGUAUCCGAUGCGGUAUUUCCCGGUCAUGCAGGAGUUGGUGCUGUUUACGGACUUCACGAAUGAUAUUUUGUCGUAUUAUAAGGAGUUCAUUUUGCACAGGGAGAAGGGGAACUUUGUGGGGAAUUUUGCGGAUACGCAUGAGAUGCAGCAGUUGGAUGUGCUGCAGCAUUUGACUGGUUAUACGCCGAAGUUGCUCAAGUCGGUCUAUUCGAUGCUCGACGGCAUUGAAGAUUUGCUGCGGACUGUGAAGAAUUUUGUAACGGGCUGGAUCAUGCUGUGUACGGCUCAUCGACGGUAUUACCUGGUCGAGUUGUUCGAGGAUGAGCAGUAUCUGCCACCUUAUGAUGAGGAUGCAUAG
Molecule: messenger RNA, 486 nt
Organism: Aspergillus chevalieri
Lineage: Eukaryota; Fungi; Ascomycota; Eurotiomycetes; Eurotiales; Aspergillaceae
Exons: 2
Coding region: 1-486 (161 amino acids)
Molecular function (GO): carbon-oxygen lyase activity, acting on phosphates
Source: RefSeq, a predicted model, not a curated record